Messenger RNA from Drosophila biarmipes, 5522 nucleotides. It is a transcript of the gene GABA-B-R1, whose product is annotated as gamma-aminobutyric acid type B receptor subunit 1. The transcript has 16 exons. The coding region runs from base 1030 to 3561 and encodes 843 amino acids. Lineage: Eukaryota; Metazoa; Arthropoda; Insecta; Diptera; Drosophilidae. Gene Ontology annotation, molecular function: G protein-coupled GABA receptor activity. The record is from RefSeq and is a predicted model, not a curated record. Gene Ontology annotation, cellular component: G protein-coupled receptor heterodimeric complex; membrane. Gene Ontology annotation, biological process: G protein-coupled receptor signaling pathway; gamma-aminobutyric acid signaling pathway.
GUCGUCGGAUACAUGUGGAACACAACGAGCACUGGAGCAGCCUCUCGCGUCCCAUCCCCCGAGCACAGUGCGAAAAAGUCUGUACAAAAAAUAGACACCACACGAAAAAACGGAGCCCCCCGUGCAUAUAAUAAUACUACCCGACAAAAAAUGGUAUAGCCACACGGCGAACGCGGAGAAACCUGCAAAAAAUGAGGUGUUAAACGGAAUUACGGUGCGGUAUUCGAAAGAGUGAAGUGUGCCGAGGCCGAAAACUGGGCCUGAAGUGAAAUCUAACGAAUACAUUAAUUAUUCAGGGCUGCCCCAGCCACCAGCUUACUAGUUUGAUAAGAAAUUUAACGAAAAUCUCACGGAGUAUCUGCACAUGCACGGUACAAAAGAUGGUAUAGCUAUAGGGUAGCGCCAACCGCAAAAACGAAAAUCAAACAAAGUUGACAAAAAGCUCACGCCCCUCUCUCACGUCCUUUUGGUUUUCGCGUAUUAUUUGGUGAAAGUGCAACAAACACGUAGAAAAGGAGAAAGGAGAAAGGGAGAGGAGCAGAGAGCAGUGGCAGAGCAGGUCCUGCAAAGGAAUUGCCGUCAUUAGGGGAUUACGGAUUUAUCGGGAUCCGUUCUCAUUAAAAUGGGUUUAGGCCCAUGCCGAAGUGCUGAGCUGCAUUUGUGCAUGGGAUUAUCGAUUGUAAUGCGCAGUCAUCAAAUUAUGUUUGAACAACGCCGCCGCAACAGCGACAGCAGCCAGGACAACAACAGCACCGCCAGCAGGGGCAGCCACAAACACUGAAUUGGCCCGAACCCUUUUGGCCCCCCUCGAACUCCACGCACGCCGCCCACGCCCCUGGCCGGCCGAAGGGAGCAGCGAAAAGAAGGAGCGUCUUAUGAAACAAUUGGAGCACCGGCCAAAGGAGCAAGGGAGCAGCCAAAGACAGGGACACAAGCGACGGCAAAGGCCAGGGCGGAGGCCGAGCGGGAGCAGCGGCCCAGGAGACGACAACAACAACAUCGCAUUUUUAAACGGCAAUACGCAAAGAUAUGACAAGUGAUGGUGCUGUUACGUUUUGGAUAUUUUUGCUUUGUUUGAUCGCCUCGCCGCACCUGAAAGGGGGCGUGGCCGGGAGGCCCGAUGAGCUGCACAUCGGCGGCAUCUUUCCGAUAGCCGGCAAGGGAGGAUGGCAGGGCGGGCAGGCGUGCAUGCCUGCCGCAAGACUGGCGUUGGAUGAUGUCAACAAGCAGCCGAAUCUGCUGCCGGGCUUCAAGCUCAUCCUGCACAGCAAUGACAGCGAGUGCGAGCCCGGCUUGGGCGCCAGCGUGAUGUACAAUCUGCUCUACAACAGACCGCAAAAGCUGAUGCUGUUGGCUGGAUGCAGCACGGUCUGCACAACUGUGGCCGAGGCUGCCAAAAUGUGGAAUCUAAUUGUGCUCUGCUACGGGGCCUCGAGUCCGGCUCUGUCGGAUCGCAAACGGUUUCCCACUCUGUUCCGCACCCAUCCGUCGGCCACGGUGCACAACCCCACACGCAUCAAGCUGAUGAAGAAGUUCGGCUGGUCCCGGGUGGCCAUCCUGCAGCAGGCCGAGGAGGUCUUUAUAUCGACCGUGGAGGAUCUCGAGAAUCGAUGCAUGGAGGCUGGCGUUGAAAUCGUAACUAGACAAUCAUUUCUUUCCGAUCCAACAGACGCCGUGCGCAACUUGCGACGCCAGGAUGCACGCAUCAUCGUGGGACUCUUCUACGUGGUGGCCGCCAGACGGGUUCUCUGCGAGAUGUACAAGCAGCAGCUCUAUGGUCGGGCCCAUGUAUGGUUCUUCAUUGGCUGGUACGAAGACAAUUGGUACGAGGUCAACCUUAAGGCAGAGGGCAUCACCUGCACUGUGGAGCAAAUGCGGAUAGCUGCCGAGGGACAUCUGACGACAGAGGCUCUCAUGUGGAAUCAGAACAAUCAGACAACUAUAUCCGGAAUGACCGCAGAGGAAUUUCGACACCGACUGAAUCAGGCGUUAAUCGAGGAGGGCUACGACAUCAAUCACGAUCGCUAUCCGGAGGGUUACCAAGAGGCCCCCCUAGCCUACGAUGCCGUAUGGAGCGUGGCUCUAGCUUUCAACAAGACUAUGGAUCGAUUGACGAGCGCCAAGAAGUCGCUGAGAGACUUCACCUAUACGGACAAGGAAAUUGCCGAUGAAAUCUACGCCGCCAUGAACUCCACACAAUUUCUGGGAGUCUCAGGAGUGGUGGCCUUCAGCUCUCAGGGCGAUCGUAUUGCUCUCACUCAGAUCGAGCAAAUGGUGGACGGGAAGUACGAGAAGUUGGGCUACUACGACACCCAGUUGGAUAACCUAUCCUGGUUGAACACUGAACAGUGGAUUGGCGGCAAGGUUCCUCAAGAUCGCACAAUAGUCACUCAUGUUCUACGCACCGUAUCCUUGCCAUUGUUUGUGUGCAUGUGCACCAUCUCCAGUUGCGGCAUCUUUGUUGCCUUCGCCUUGAUCAUCUUUAAUAUAUGGAAUAAGCAUAGAAGAGUAAUACAAUCCUCGCACCCCGUCUGCAAUACUAUCAUGUUGUUCGGUGUCAUCAUCUGUCUAAUAUCUGUCAUCUUACUGGGCAUCGACGGGCGCUUCGUCAGCCCCGAGGAGUAUCCAAAGAUAUGUCAAGCUCGAGCUUGGUUACUAUCCACCGGUUUUACACUAGCAUACGGCGCUAUGUUCAGCAAGGUCUGGCGUGUGCACCGAUUUACAACAAAAGCAAAAACUGACCCGAAGAAAAAAGUGGAACCUUGGAAGCUAUACACCAUGGUUUCGGGACUCUUAUCAAUAGAUUUAGUGAUAUUACUCUCAUGGCAGAUCUUUGAUCCGCUGCAGCGUUAUCUCGAAACAUUCCCACUCGAAGAUCCAGUAUCUACUACUGAUGAUAUUAAAAUACGUCCAGAGCUUGAGCAUUGUGAAAGUCAACGCAACUCCAUGUGGUUGGGUCUCGUCUACGGCUUCAAGGGGCUGAUCCUGGUGUUCGGCCUGUUCUUGGCCUACGAGACACGAUCCAUUAAAGUGAAACAGAUCAACGAUUCGCGUUAUGUGGGCAUGAGCAUCUAUAACGUGGUGGUUCUCUGUCUGAUAACAGCUCCGGUGGGCAUGGUCAUUGCAUCGCAGCAGGACGCGUCCUUCGCCUUCGUUGCUCUAGCUGUGAUAUUCUGUUGUUUCCUAAGCAUGCUGCUGAUAUUUGUGCCAAAGGUCAUUGAGGUCAUACGUCAUCCCAAGGAUAAGGCCGAGUCGAAAUACAAUCCCGAUUCGGCCAUAUCAAAGGAGGAUGAAGAACGCUAUCAGAAACUUGUUACCGAAAACGAGGAAUUGCAACGAUUAAUAACACAGAAGGAGGAGAAGAUACGAGUCCUGCGACAACGGCUGGUGGAGCGGGGCGACGCCAAGGGCACAGAACUGAAUGGUGCAACAGGUGCCGCCUCCGCCUCCGCCGCCGUCGCGUCAACUUCGCAGCCCGCUUCCCUCAUCAACUCAUCCGCACAUGCCACACCUGCAGCCACACUCGCAAUCACACAAGAUACUCAUGAGCAUCGUACAUGAAAAAACUUGUCAAUUUCCUUUGCGUGAUAGGUGAAUUAUACAGAAAACAUGAAAUGCAAAUAACGAAGCGAACGGAAGAUGGAUUUAAUAAAGCGCGUACUUAAUAAACUUUGUAUCAACUUUAAGCUGAGCUAAAUAAGUGAAUUGGUAGCAGCAAUUUUGUAGAAUAAUGAAAUAUGUAUUGUACCUUAAACGUGUUUAGAAUUAAUAUUAAAACGAAAUACUUUUAACUUAAAACCAAACCGGAAAACAAAACCAAAUCGACAUUAGCAUCUGAACUAAGCGAAUUGUUAGGCUUUAAAGUUGAAACAUGAAAACCAAAAACCUAGUAAGUCAAGAGAAUACCUAAGAAAUCAUGUUAAAGUUAGUAAUUUUUAAACGCAAGAAGGGAAAACCUCUGUUGUUUUUAGUAAAUACUGUUCUUGUUUCUUUCUAAGCCUAUGUUGCUCAGUCCUGUCUCCUAGAGCUCCUUAAAAUAGAUCUGCAUAGAUGAAAACCCUUUAAUGGCGGCCUUCUCCAUUCUUCUCACUUUUGAUUUACGUGUCUUUUCCGAACCAGGUCGCGGCAAUACAACCAAACUCCUAGACUCCGGGAAUCAAACUACGGAACGCUGUCCCUCUAGACAGGAUAUCCGGUUUGGUUCCCACCAUGUUAGCUAAGUUAGCUUUAGGCACUUUGUAUAGGAUCCCCUGUGUGUGUGUGACGUGUAAGUGUGCACUCGACAAAGUUUUAAUAGUUUACAUUUCAGCAAAUCGUAAAUAGCACAAAUCGAAUGAAACUCUAGCAAAUAUUAGAUAAUGAAAGGAUAUGUAUACAGUUAGCUUAGACUAGAGUAGCAUCAAAUGUUAAUAUAUUACGUAUUAUGGGUGGGUUAAGUGCUCAAGAAACGUUUUAAUUUUUAUGUACUGUUACACAUAGACAAAUUAAAUGGUAAUGAGAAAUUUUUGAACCUACUGUAAGUUCUAAAAUUGCAUUUAUAAAGUAUAUAUAUUAUACACAGGAAAUGGGAGGAGACCGAGCAUAAUUGAGGGCGUCGUUAUAUAGGAAUUGACUUUGUUUAAACUAAAGCUAAACUGAAACCUAUUGACAAAUUGAUUAACUCACUUGCAUAACACACAUUCUACGUAUCACUCAACCCACUCACCCUUCAACGAUACGGAACCGUUUAGAUUCAGUCACUCUCGCAUUCAAUUAAACACUAUAGGUAAAAAUCCAUCACGAAAAGUGCUAUAAGAAACACACAUAGACAACAUCAAAUUCCUACGAAAUGAAAGACUUUAAAAUCUAAGCCGUUGAAUAAAUGCAAACCAAGCAAAUGAAAUGAAUACUAUACACUCGAUAAACAAUGAUUAUAUAUAAAUAUUGAAGUAUAUGAAAUUUACACUUGGCAAAGAACAUCUCUAGUACAUUGAUAUUUGUUAAGGAUCGUUGGAAUUUGUAGUUUAAUCGGAUUGUACUUCACAUACGACUAGGGAACGCUCUUAGGGUAGCCGUGUAACUCGAGAUCAUGUAUAUUGUAUAUAGAGCAUUAGCUGCGCCUCCUGACACCACAGAAGAAUUACAGCCACGACAGCAACCAAAUCUACAAGUGCAACAGGUGACCGACCUUUGUUCUCGGAUCCGAAUCAAUUAUUUGCUUUGUCCUCGAAUCACAGCCGAAAGAAGAACUCCUAGUCACGUAAGACACAGUUUAGCCAAGCUAAUUGUUGUAUAAAUACGAGUAAAUAGAAGCAAAGUAAAGUAAAUCCAGAUUUAUUUCAAUGAACACGCAAGAAGCGGACUUCUACUGUUAGUGACAAAUUAAAUAUGAACCACAAAAUGGUAGCAAUAUGCAGGAAAACAAAAGGUCAAAGUAAUGAAAACUCGGUAUGUUCUUAUGAAUGUAACAUUAACGAAUUAAUUUAAAGUUUAAUAAAGCGGAAUAAAUGAGAAUUUUACUGAAUAAAAAACACAAAACAGAA